UUGUUUCCACACGGAACUUUAUACAUGUAGUACCACCCGGGCACAUGUGUAAACGAGCUGGGUUGGUUUUUAAAGUAGCUCACGUUUGUACAGCCGACGAGUUGGUUUCAGUAAUCUACAGGAGUUUAUAAGGGUUUUGUGAACAAUAAAACAGUCGUUCAGAAAUAUAUUUUGAUCGAAAAUGGCGUCCUCAGAGGGGCAAUAUGACAGUGACGAUGGCAUGGACGAGUUCAUGGACAAAUUUAAGACCCUCGGAUAUAAAAAUGCCUUUUCCGAGGACAACUGGGAAGAGGAGUUUGAUAAAAUACCCAUGUUCAUGAAAAAAGCCCCCGACGAGAUUGACCCCAAAAAAUACCCAGAACUAGCUUGUCUACAGGCCAUGAUCCAUGAUGAAGACAGACCUCCGGAAGAGCAAGCAAACAGCCUGAAAGAUGAGGGAAACGCGUUUUUCAAAGAGAAGGACUACCAAAAGGCCAUUCUGUGCUACACAGCAGGCUUGAAGAAGAACUGCGGGGACCAGGAAAUCAACACUAUUCUCCUCACCAACCGGGCCGCAGCUCACUUCCACCUGGGUAACAUGCGCUCUGCACUGAAUGAUGCUGCAGCUGCAAAGAAGGUCAAACCGGACCACCUUAAAGCACUGGUCAGAGGUGUUCAGUGUUGUAUAGAGCUGCGCCUCUUUGCAGAGGCCAUGCAGUGGUGUGAUGAGGGCCUGAAGGCUCAUCCUACUGACAAGAAGCUGCUGGAGCUGAGAGCAUCUGCGGAUAAACACAAGAGAGCAGCAGAGAGAGACGCCAGGAAGGCCAAAGCCAAAGAAAAAAAGCUGCACGGCGAGAAGGAAGCUCUCCUAACUGCUAUAAAGGAUCGAGGCAUCAAGCUCGCCCAGCCCGUGAAGCAUCGUCAGCACGGUUCAGACAGCGAGGAUGAGGACGAAGGCUCCUCAGCAGCGAUAUCGCAGCUGAGUCUGGACGGCCUCAGCUCCAAAGAGGUCACGGGGGCUCAGGUCUUCCUGGACCAGCAGGGCUCCCUGCACUGGCCUGUUCUUUUCCUGUAUCCGGAACACCAGCAGAGUGACUUCAUCUCUGCUUUCUGUGAGAGCAACUGUUUCAUAGAUCACUUGGCAGUCAUGUUUGGAGAAGAACUUCCACCCUGGGACACGGACAGAAAAUACCAUCCUCAAAAUUUGCAGCUGUACUUUGAAGAUGAACAGAAGGAGACGCUUUACCAAGUAAACCCAGAGACGUCACUUUUAAAAGUGUUGCAGCAUAAAAGGUUUUUUAUCAAGGGAGGCACUCCCAGUUUCAUCAUUCUGGUCCAAGGCUCCUUAUUCUGGAAGCAGUUUUUAACAGGGAAGAAAAUACAAGGACUGUGAAAAUACUGCCCUUCAACUCUGACUUUUAACACACAAAAUUCUCUGUUCUUGAAACGAGACCGUGGCCGAGAGCAGGACACACUGCUCACAAGAGACACUUUCUAAUGACAAGAAGAGCAAAAAGGGUAAAAACAAGUGAUGUAAGUAAACAUAACAAAAUGACAACAAAGCCUUCUGACUUUGUCCCUGACUUUUAUAAGACUGGUGAGUCUCUUCCUAAUCGUAGCAGAAUGUCCCUGAGUGGCGUUACGCGUCUCAGCGUUGCUCACCAACAGAAACGAUGAGCAAAAGCUCGUUCAGCUUCGCAUUACUUUGGAUGUCGAAACUUCUUUAUUGAAAGGAAGAGACGAAUUUGUUUUGUCUGAACACACUCACCAGUCACCUGAGAGUGAUCCAGAUUUGCUUCGACCUGACUGAAUUUAUUUGGAGCUUAUUAACAAAAAUAUCAAGACAAACUUAAUUCAAAUUUAAUAUUCUGUUCACCAUAACACCCAGAACAGAAAUUAAAAUCAUUUGAGCUAAUAGUCCUUUAAAACAAGUAAAGGUUAAGUAUUACACUGUAAAACCUGACAAGUUAGUUGAACUCAAACCAUUUGAGGAAACAGAUUGCAUUUGAACCAUUUAAGUUUAUUAACUUAAAUCUGAUUUAAGUUAAUUAAGUUAAAUCAAAUAAUCUUGUAGUUGAAUUGUUAACUUAAGUAAUCAUUGUAAAGGUAGCUUGGGUAAAUUAAGUUACAGUUACUGUUCCAAUCAAGUUACCUGAACUUAAAACUAACAAGUAUAUCACACUUGCAUGUAACAUCUCCAAACUAAUUUAAAAUGUGUGAAUUUAAUUGAUCAGAAUUAAGUCACAUUAACUUAAAUGGCUCUUCUUUACACAAAUGCUGCCUCUGAAGUUACAGAAAGUGUUUUUCUUUCACUACAAUAAAUAACAACAUUCUAGUUCCCAAAUCCCAUUCAUUCUAGCGCAUUUCUCAAUGCCUGCAAUGUAUGUUUGAGCUGCUUUCUCCCAUCAUUCAGAUCUAAGAGGACAACCUGGAUGAAUCCAAAGAAGCCACUUAACUUCUCAGGGUACCUCAAAUGGAGGGCAUAGACCAGUCCAAACAAUAUAACAGGUGCAUCAGUCCACGAUCUGUGUGACAUGACAACCUGAUCCUCGAGAACAACCGACACGUGCUGUGUUUCUAAGGGAACUUCAGACGCUUCCUCCUCGUUGACCACGGCCACCAGAACCACUGCUCCUUCCUGGUUUGCUUCCAAGUCAUCCUGAAUAAAACAAUAAAGGAGAAAAAGAUGUGUACGUCUAAUUUUACAAAUAAUGACGCUUAUUAAAAGGCUGACGAUU
Molecule: messenger RNA, 2717 nt
Organism: Scatophagus argus
Lineage: Eukaryota; Metazoa; Chordata; Actinopteri; Scatophagidae
Gene: ttc4
Product: tetratricopeptide repeat domain 4
Exons: 10
Coding region: 182-1372 (396 amino acids)
Molecular function (GO): Hsp90 protein binding
Source: RefSeq, a predicted model, not a curated record